Molecule: messenger RNA, 3453 nt
Organism: Sceloporus undulatus (fence lizard)
Lineage: Eukaryota; Metazoa; Chordata; Lepidosauria; Squamata; Phrynosomatidae
Product: steroid 17-alpha-hydroxylase/17,20 lyase
Exons: 8
Coding region: 411-1928 (505 amino acids)
Biological process (GO): hormone biosynthetic process; progesterone metabolic process
Molecular function (GO): iron ion binding; heme binding; steroid 17-alpha-monooxygenase activity
Source: RefSeq, a predicted model, not a curated record
CAUCCUGGCUUGAAUCAGCAUUCAUUCUUACAGUCCUUGAUUUACAGUGCUAUCCAAGAGCAGAUAACAAGGGCCUCGUUUAGGGUGAAAAAGUGAAUUGUAAACUUUAGUACAAGCAAACGGAUAGCCUUUAACCCAAUGUUUCCCAAAGGGAUGCUCAUCUUUGAUUAUUUCUUUGGCUCAGGAUUGCUAAAGGCUGUUGAGGUUUGACAAAAGGCAAGGCUGAGUUUGGGCAGCAGAUUACACUUAUCUCCUAGCAAUUAAUUAGCAAGGCAAGAAAGAAACCCAAGGCAAGGUGACGUCAAUACUAGCCCCUAUAAGAACCCAAAGAUUGGCUGUUGCAGGACAAUUGCUUUCUAUGACUUCUUGUUCUUGGUGCUCAGAUCAAGCUUCAGGUCAACAGAGAAACAAUGAUGGUUCUCUUCAUUCUCUUUUUUCUGAUACUGGCCUUCCUGUCCUUCCCUAGAAUGUCCAAGGUGAAGCUGAAAUGCAAGCGCAACUACCCCAAGAGCCUUCCCUCCUUGCCACUCAUUGGGAGCCUGUUACAUUUUGUGGGAGACACCAAGCCUCACCUUCUAUUCUGCAGACUGCAGCAGAGGUAUGGCAGCCUCUACUCUCUCUAUAUGGGCUCUGACUAUGUGGUGGUGGUGAACAGCUAUCUCCAUGCCAAAGAAGUUCUGCUUAAGAAAGGGAAGAUCUUUGCUGGAAGGCCUCGGACGGUAACCACAGACUUGCUAACAAGGAAUGGAAAAGACAUCGCCUUUGCAUCUUACAGCCCAUUUUGGAAAUAUCAGCGCAAAUUAGUGCACUCUGCACUUUGCAUGUUUGGGGAGGGCUCUCUAGCCCUGGAAAAGAUAAUCUGUCAAGAAGCAUCUUCUUUGUGUGAAACUCUGAGUGCUGCCCUGGAUUCACCUCUAGACAUGUCACCAGAACUGACACGUGCUGUGACUAAUGUGGUUUGCUCUCUUUGCUUUAACUCAUCUUAUCAGCGUGGAGACCCUGAGUUUGAGGCCAUGCUAAAAUAUAGCCAAGGCAUUGUGGACACUGUGGCCAAACAAGGCAUGGUGGAUAUCUUUCCUUGGCUUCAGUUCUUUCCCAAUAAAGAAUUAACUUUGCUGCGGAAGUGUGUGGAAAUGAGAGAUCAGCUUCUACAACAGAAGUUUGAAAAACAUAAAGAAGAGUUCAGCAAUGAUUCUGUCAGUGACCUGAUAGAUGCACUUCUGAGAGCCAAAUUGAACAUGGAGAAUAACAACAGCCAUAUAUUGUCUGGGCAGGGGCUGACAGAUGACUACCUGCUCAUGACGGUGGCUGACAUCUUUGGAGCAGGUGUGGAAACCACCACUACUGUGCUGAAAUGGACUGUCCUCUAUCUUCUGCACUAUCCAGAGGUACAGCAAAAGAUCCAAGAGGAACUAGAUCAGAAACUUGGCUUUAACAGGCAUCCCUUACUCAAAGACCGGCAACAUUUGCCUUACUUGGAGGCUACUAUCAGUGAAGUUCUGCGUAUCCGGCCUGUCUCUCCACUUCUUAUCCCACAUGAGGCCUUGCAAGAUACAAGCAUUGGUGAAUAUGACAUCCCAAAGGGAGCUCAAGUUGUGAUCAACCUGUGGUCCAUUCACCAUGAUGAGAAAGAGUGGGAGAAGCCAGAAGAAUUCAGUCCGGAUCGUUUCUUGGAUGAGGAUGGGAACCGAAUCUACACACCCUCACCCAGUUACCUCCCCUUUGGCGCUGGUGUUCGGGUUUGCUUAGGGGAAGCACUGGCCAAGAUGGAGCUCUUCCUCUUUAUGGCCUGGAUCUUGCAAAGAUUCACUCUGAGUGUCCCUGAAGGCCAGACACUGCCUGACCCAGAAGGCAAAUUUGGAGUUGUGCUCCAAGUACCAAAGUUCAAGGUGAAGGCUUCAUUGAGGAAAGCUUGGGAAAAAAAGUAAUAGAUCAUUUAUGUGAUUUGAUUUCAAGAAGCUGCCCAAAACAAAGAAAAAUCAAUUGGGUGACUGUUCAUUCGAACCAGUAAAGGUUUACUAGGGAUGUCUGUACAUAGGAGUCUGUGAGGAGGGAAAGAUGACUACCUAGUAUAAGAGACAAAGGCUAUUUUUUCAUAAAGUGCAGUAGACUCAUAGGAUCAGUUGUUUUAGAUCCUUUUUUGAAAAUCAACAUGAAAUGAAAUUGGGGGAGGAGAUCUUCUUGAAAUGCCCUUAUAAAGUAUGUUGGUCCUGCACCUCAAGAAACAAGUAAACAUACACAUUACACAGAAAAAUAUAACUAUAAUGCCACCCACCUAUUAUAUUACUUGAAAUGAGUUCAUUGUUAUGCUUUCAUUAUGUGUGCAUGUGCCUUCAUGUCGCCUGUUGACUUACAGCAACCCCAUGAAUUUCAUAGGGUUUUGUUGGGAAACGAAUACUUAGCAAUGGUUUUGCCAAUUCCUUCCUUUGAAAUAUAGCCUAUAUUCCCCCUAACCGAGCCUGACCCUGCUUAGCUUCAAAGAUCAGAUGGGGUCUGUUGCCUUCAUAGUAUUUAGGCCUCUGUGCCCUCAUUACCCCUCAAGUAAUUUUUCUGGGCUACAACUUCCAGAACUCCCCAUGCACUAUGGCCAGAUCUAUGGUCCAAAAAAGAAACAUUUCCAAGUUAGCUGAAGGAAGCUGACACAACUCAUGGCAUCUUAUGUCAACAGUCACAACAUCUGUUAAGAUCCUGAGUGCCUAUUUUUGCCCAGUAGAGCUGGAGGAAAAUGGAUUACGCUGUUUAUUUUCUCACAAUGUGUCUGCAAGACAGAGCUCUCAGUUUUCAUUAUAUUAACAAGUCCAUGUGAGAUCUUUUGAUUCUGUUGGUUUAUGCUGUUUUAAACUCAACAUUUGUGUUUUUAAUUAUGUAUUCUUUUAUUGUAAUUAUAUGUGUUUUGUUAGCUUCCUGAGUCCCAGAUUGAGAGAAAGGCGAGAUAUAAAGUGGUGGUGGUAAUGAUGAUGAUAGUCUAUCUUAUCAUCACCUGAACAUCCCCCAGCGAUGAUAAAGAUGAUGAUUAUGAUGAUGAUGAUAAUUCAUUUUAUCAUUACCUGUACAACCACAGCAGAGCACAGUGCAGUUGAUACUUAAGACUAUUCUUUUCAUUUAUGUAUAUUUUCUGUUCUUUGUGUAUAAAAAUAUUAAAAUAAAGUUUUUUUUUCAAUUUUAGCAAGAUCCUGCAAUUUUUUUAAAAAAAUACAUUUUACAAAACUAAUUUAAAGCAUUAUUUUUAGUUUAUCCUGCACUGCAAAAUGCUUGCAUAGAAGAAAGGUAGGCAGGAAAGUGGUCUGGAGGGGGAAAAAAUCUUACCAAUCUAAGAAUUCACAGCUGAAGAAAAUGUUCCUCAUUGCAUUCCUUUACAAGAAAGUCAAGAGUUCAGUAGGAUAUAACCAUAAUAUCACCUGUUAUCCAAAUAGUCAUAUGUAAGAUUCUGCUAGCAUAAUUAAACUAAUAUGA